AUGUCAAAUCCUAAUCCAGUCCACUCCUCAACCAACCUGUUCCGUCGACUAUCAUGGCAGACCUCGAUCUCCAUCUCUGUACGAAUAGCUGAUGGUGAAACCGGCUCAGGGACAGGUGCCGAUAGGUAUUUCAUUCAAGCGCCUCGAUAUUCUUAUUUACCUUUACUCAUCCCUGAAAUACGAGAUAAUCUGGUCGAAUUGGCUUUGGAUGAGAAACAAUUGGGAGAGGUUGAUGAGAAAGAUUGGUGGCUGGAAGAAGAAGUUGAUGAUGAACCUGGUGGAUUCGCUGGACAAGGAGCAUGUAGAUGGCAUUGGCCGAUAGACCUGAUCUCACUGUACUCAUAUAUAUCUAGACCACGUCCAAUACCAUUGACAUCAACAUCCAUAGCCUCUUCUUCUUCUUCGUCAUCUAUAUCUGUAGAACCUAAACAACUCAGACUAUUACUACACUUCUCAAAACCUCCUUCAGAUAAACUACUAAUGCCAAAUAACAUCGAAACAUGUAAAAACCAAUGGUUAAACCAAAUCAAAGAAGCUGAUUUCGUAAGAUGGAGAAAUACAAAUAAAGUGACUAGUCUAAGAAAAACAGAUCUGGAUAAUGGUUGGGAUGGAAUCAUGCAAGACGAUUAUGAUCUUUACCUCAGAAUGGCAGCACGUGUAUUACCUCUUCCACUCUUACCUCCCGCCGGUUCAAAUUUGACUUCUCCGAAUCCUUCAAGACCUCCAUCGACCGACCCAUCAGGAUCGAAUGUCAAGCCUGAAUCAGCCUAUUCGACGAGAGCAAUACCACUGAAAAUAUACCUACCUGACAAUGCCCCUGUAAUUCAGGAAGUUAUACCGCCUUUAGGGACUGACGGGAUACCGACAACCAUCUUAGCUGCACUACAUCAGUAUCUCUCGCUACUCUUUCCCACACGGUCGAAAGAUCCGUACUCAAUGGCAUUUCCAAUUGUUCAAGGUAUAUUGAUACCGCCAGAGUCAGAGCUAGCCUGGCUGUCAGCUUGUAUGUGCGGUGCAGACGGGUGGCUGAGGAUUGGAAUAUGUCUAAGAGCUAAUUGA
This is a messenger RNA of Kwoniella shivajii, 1059 nucleotides long. RefSeq lists its product as uncharacterized. Gene Ontology annotation, cellular component: phagophore assembly site membrane; Atg12-Atg5-Atg16 complex; cytoplasm. Gene Ontology annotation, biological process: autophagosome assembly; C-terminal protein lipidation; cellular response to nitrogen starvation. The record is from RefSeq and is a predicted model, not a curated record. The coding region runs from base 1 to 1059 and encodes 352 amino acids. Gene Ontology annotation, molecular function: Atg8-family ligase activity. Lineage: Eukaryota; Fungi; Basidiomycota; Tremellomycetes; Tremellales; Cryptococcaceae. The transcript has 5 exons.